UGGCGUCCCCGUCUCGCCGCUCGCCGUACUUUCCGUGUCCUGAUACGCGUAUGAUCUUUUCCUGACGGGAACACUACGCGUGCAGGUGUUUGUACGGCGGCGAGGAGGCAACCAUGGUUUCCCUCCGUCUCGCACCCUUCACCCUCCUCGUGGGGCUUCCGGCGAGCCGGAGGACGCUCAAGCUCGCGCGGUGCAUCGUCCGCCGAGCGAGGAGCAAGUCGUCCGCGGCGGCCAAGGCGGCGGGCGAGGUGUCGGGGCGGGCCAGCAGCGUCGCCGAGGAGCGGCGGAACGUCGACGCCCACCUCCGGCAGGUCGCGCCGGAGAAGGUGUCCGUGGACGAACGCCUGGUGGACUACGAGACGCUCCUCGUCGCGCGGUUGCUGGACAUCCUCCAGGGCCUGCACGGUGGCGAGUUCAGACAAGUGGUCGAGGAGUGCCUGCGGCUCUCCGGCGAGUACCACGGCGACGGCGACCCGGCGCGGCUGGAGGAGCCGGGCGCGCUCCUGACGAGCCUGGACGUGGGCGACGCCAUCAUGGUGGCCAGCUCCUUCUCACACAUGCUCAACCUGGCCAACAUCGCCGAGGAGGUUCAGAUGGCGUACCGCAACAAGGCGGAGACGGGCCGGCGGCGGCGCGGCGGCUUCGCCGACGAGGCCUCCGCCUCCACCGAGUCCGACAUCGACGAGACGCUCCAGCGCCUGGUGGGCGGCCUCGGCAGGACGCCCCGGGAGGUGUUCGAUGCGCUCAGGGGCCAGACCAUCGACAUCGUCCUCACCGCGCACCCCACGCAGUCCGUCAGGCGGUCGCUGCUUCAGAAGCACGCGAGGUUGAUCAAUGACCCAGCACGGGACUGCCCAUGAGCUGAGCAGAGCUUCGCUGCCUUCGCUGCACCUGCACGGGACUACGCGGAGACGCAGAGCCUGCUGCUGCAGGUGGCCGGGCACAAGGACCUGCUGGAGAGCGACCCGUACCUGCGGCAGCGGCUGAUGCUGCGGGACUCGUACAUCACGGCGCUCAACGCGUGCCAGGUGAAAGAGAGCAAUGGCCAACGCAACAACCGUUGUAUUAAUUGAUCUCAGGGCUACACAUACAGGUACAUACAUGCGGGCUUGACCCGGUUCUGGAGCUAGGGAAGCGGAGAUCCUAACGGACUAAGCGAGAACGUGCAGAACGGGAGCGACGCUUAUCCCGUGGUGACCGCGAACGCCUGAAGACGCGGUCAUUCCGCUAGCACCCCGCCGCAGUCGCUGCGUCGCCAACGCAGAGGCUGGACUUGAACUCCUGAAACGCUUGCGACGGCAAGCCCUUAGUCAAUAACAUCAGCAAAUUGUUGUGAGGUUGGAACGUGCAGGACCCGGACGUCACCGAUGGCCACUU
Molecule: messenger RNA, 1377 nt
Organism: Panicum hallii
Lineage: Eukaryota; Viridiplantae; Streptophyta; Magnoliopsida; Poales; Poaceae
Product: phosphoenolpyruvate carboxylase-like
Exons: 2
Coding region: 114-860 (248 amino acids)
Biological process (GO): tricarboxylic acid cycle; leaf development; carbon fixation
Cellular component (GO): apoplast; cytosol; chloroplast
Molecular function (GO): phosphoenolpyruvate carboxylase activity
Source: RefSeq, a predicted model, not a curated record